Aspergillus ruber CBS 135680 is the source of this 2259-nucleotide messenger RNA. RefSeq lists its product as uncharacterized. The record is from RefSeq and is a predicted model, not a curated record. The transcript is spliced from 6 exons. NCBI's taxonomy places the organism in Eukaryota, Fungi, Ascomycota, Eurotiomycetes, Eurotiales, Aspergillaceae. Bases 1 to 2259 code for a protein of 752 amino acids.
AUGGCAUACUUGGGACUCCCUCGGAGAAAGUAUGCACGACAGGAGGACAACGGAGCACGAAAAUCCUACCUCUACUAUGCUGAACGUCGAAAACAACACCUCGAAAAUGGACCAACAUUGCCGCAAUAUGCAUCCAACACGAACAUAUCAGCAGCUUCAGUGAGAGGGAAGUGGAAUCGGUUCUGCUCCCGAGCUGGCCUGGAUCCAGAUAUUCUGCUUGAGAACCUGACCGCGGCAGAUGUUAAGUCCUGGUUUGAUUGGAUUGAGAAGAACUUCGAGGGCUCUAUUAAAGCUCACAGCGCACUUGCCAACUACUGGAGAACCUUGAAGAGACUUUACUUCAUGCAAAACCGCCAUGAAAUGGAGACCAGAAUGCAGGGAGAUUGCCUCAACUACAUGAAUGUUGUGAGCAAGUGGAUGGGCUUGUGUAGGCAUCCACUUCCCAAGCCAACGGCAGCCUCGGAUGAUCUCUUGCAUUUUCUCAUCACGCACAUGGUCCACUGCGAUUCCGUCGACUCUGUACUUGCAGGACUCAAUUUGUCAAGUGUUUCCGCUUGUCGGGCAGUGUCAUUAUUUGAUACAAGACAUCCUGUUGACUUCCAAGCAGAUGGUCGUCCGCUCCAGCACUCUGAAGUGGAGCGAUGCAAUGAUAGUAUAAAGUCUCAGAAUUUACCUGAUAAGCCCGGGAACCAAGAAGCCGCAGGUGAUUCCGGUUACGAGACAGGUAUAGAAAGUUAUCUAAGCGAACCGGAAGAAGCUGACCUGGAUGAUCCUUCAUACAAUGAAUUUGGUUCAGAGACAGAGAGCAACACUGACUGCGAUUCAGACACUUCCAGCGUCACAAAUGAUGGGUAUCUUGAGGGUGAUGAGGAGACUUGCACCAUACUUUGGAGGCACAUUGAAUUCUAUAUUGUCCGCAAUCCACUACCUGACAGUCGCAACAUACUAGCCGCCAUUGUGACUCUUCUCCACACGAAAGGGGAGGACCGGAAGCCAAGGAUCAAGAGAUUUGUGGUCGAACAUGAAGAUAAUCCAAUAUUUGACUUACUGUCCCAACUGUUGUCAUUGGCAAUUGACGACGGCAUCUUCGUUGCGACGAUCAAAGACAAGGCAGACAUCUACACCAUGCCGAUUCCAUCACACCGCAGAGGCAUUCAAAUGAAAAUCAAGAAAGAGAAGUUGGAUAUUCCGAUAUUCCGUGAACCUGAACACACUGCAGAAGGUUACCGAACAUCUGACACCCAGCCACUGAAGUCGCGGACAUGGAACAGAGCACCGUCAUCGGUUCGUGAUCAGGUUGCGGACCACGAGUCAAAUGCUGUCAAAUAUUACCUUAAUGAAGUUGUGGACUUUGAUACAGCAGCAGCGUUUCAUAAAAGACCGUCAAAUGAGAUCGUGCAGAGAGAGCUGCGGUCAGCAACACUUCUGGCAGACAGUACUGCCCCUAUCAGCCUGACAGACGUGCAGUCCCAGAAGAUUUCCAAUGAUCCUGAAGUUCGCCGCCUCAGGAAGGCUUGUCGAGAUUUGACGCCAAAAAUUCAUGGAAUGGGAUAUAGAGCCAUUAAGGACGCGGCCAGGACAGAAAUAGGAGAACAGAAGAGGCGAGCAAAUGCAGAACUGAGCAGCAUGCUCACCGGCUUGCGAGACAAGGCCAAAGAAAAGAACUGGAAGAGGCAUUUUAGGAAUACCGACACUGCGAUUUUCAACCAACAGUAUGACGAGAGUGCUGGCCCGGAGAGAAGCAAGUGUCGGAGUCAAUUGCCUUGUCAUUACCAGAUUCCCGAACAGGCAGAGCUAGUCCGCCUCCUGUGCUACUCUGCAAUCGCCAAAACGACAGAAGAAGCCCACCAUCGCCGACUAGCGUAUAUUCGCCUUAUGGUCCGCUGGCAGGGUCGAAAGGAAAGCCCACGUCAAGGGAAGCAGGGAGUGAUCACAAUGCAACAUCUGCCAGCUCCGAAGCCACCCAGAACUGAAAUUAUUACUGAGAGAUAUGACCCUUUGAGAUACGACUGUUUGCAAUGCCUGUUUUGCCUCUCAGACACACGUCUACUUCUGCCUGAGCGGGAAAAGCGGAAGAGCAAGAUCAAUAAGCUAUGGGAUCACGUAGAGAACAUUCACCAGCAGGAACUUGCGGUGUUUGACACCGGCAAUCGCCGUUGUGGGAUAUGUGGCAUACAGAACAUUGAUUUUAUACCUUCCAAUGUGUCGUGUUUCAAAAAUCAUACCCAGACAGUCCAUGGGAUCAGGCUACGUCCGUGA